Medicago truncatula (barrel medic) is the source of this 1110-nucleotide messenger RNA. Its product is annotated as acidic endochitinase. Gene Ontology annotation, biological process: carbohydrate metabolic process. Bases 1 to 1110 code for a protein of 369 amino acids. Gene Ontology annotation, molecular function: chitinase activity. Lineage: Eukaryota; Viridiplantae; Streptophyta; Magnoliopsida; Fabales; Fabaceae. The record is from RefSeq and is a predicted model, not a curated record. Gene Ontology annotation, cellular component: extracellular region. The transcript is spliced from 3 exons.
AUGAUACCAGCAGUGCCUCCAAAUCCUCCAGCCUCAAACUUUCUCCCUACAUUGUUCUUGAAUUCGUCUCUAGUUUCAGUCUCUAGUUCCAACUCAUUUAUAUCCAUAUUAUUCCUUAUUACCUUCCUAUUAUCUAAUGCUGCAGAAUCAUCAGAGAACAUUGCAAUUUAUUGGGGUCAAAAUAACAAUGAGGGUACCCUAACAGAAACAUGUGCAAAAGGAAACUACAACAACUACUCCUAUGUAAUCAUAGCUUUUCUUAACAAAUUUGGGAAUGGAACAACACCUGAAAUCAACUUAGCAGAUCAUUGUGACCCUUCUUCCAAUGAUUGCACAAUGUUAAGCACACACAUUAAGAAUUGCCAAAUGAAAAGGAUCAAAGUCUUGCUUUCAAUUGGCGGAGCAGAUGGAGAAUAUGGUUUAGGUUCCACUGAUGAUGCAAAAAAUGUUUCUGAUUACUUGUGGAACAAGUUUUUGGGUGGAAAUUCAUCUUCACGUCCAUUUGGCGAUGCUAUAUUAGAUGGUAUUGAUUUUGAUAUUGAAAAAAACUCCAAAGGAAAACAAAACCAACAACAUUGGGAAGAACUUGCACGUUUUCUUAAGUCACGUAACACUUCAACACAAAAUGUUUACUUAAGUGCAGCACCUCAAUGUCCAUACCCUGAUGGAGAAUUAGGCGUCGCACUUGAAACGGGCGUUUUUGACUAUGUUUGGAUACAGUUUUACAACAAUCCUGAAUGUGACUAUAGUGAAAGCGAGGUUAACCGCUUGUUGGAUUCGUGGAAGCGAUGGACAAAGUCGUUAACGUCGGGAAAAGUGUUUUUGGGAUUGCCUGCUUCCCCUGCAGCAGCAGAUAAUGGCUAUGUUCCAGCUGAUUUGUUGUGUGAGAUUGUAGUUCCUGUUUUAAGGAUAUCGCGUAACUAUGGCGGUGUAAUGCUGUGGACAACACACUAUGAUAAACAAAGUGGAUACAGCAACUACAUAAAAAGUUCUCUAUGCACACAACAAAAGUCUCCUGAAUGUGGAGGAAAUUAUUAUUGUAGCCACACAGGUUCUUUUUAUAGACUAAACUUGGUCGUAGUUCUCUGGAAACACUUUUUACUAUUGUGA